Molecule: messenger RNA, 3340 nt
Organism: Coccinella septempunctata (seven-spotted ladybird)
Lineage: Eukaryota; Metazoa; Arthropoda; Insecta; Coleoptera; Coccinellidae
Gene: for
Product: cGMP-dependent protein kinase, isozyme 2 forms cD4/T1/T3A/T3B
Exons: 7
Coding region: 203-2905 (900 amino acids)
Biological process (GO): protein phosphorylation
Molecular function (GO): ATP binding; cGMP-dependent protein kinase activity
Source: RefSeq, a predicted model, not a curated record
GUCGCCGCGUGAGAGAGUGCCGAUCUCGAGACGACCUCGUGGAGUUGCGCGCGAUAUGUCAGUGUUUCUUUUGUUUUCCUCAAAUGUCAAAGGUUUCCCCAACGUUCGGAUAUCGCCUUGGAAUUGACUCGGCCAGAACCUGCUGAUGAUGAGGUUCGUAUUCUACAUCUGAAGACGAAAUAUGAUCUUCUGCUAGUUCAGAAUGAAGAUCAAACAUCAUCCCGGAAAAGCUGUCGUCCACGAUCCUUCGUGGUUAGAAAUGGACAUCCCCAACUAUACCAGAGGUAGGCAGUACGAGGCGAACUGGCUCGACACUCAAAAGAGCCUGUCUACUUCUUCCGGGAGGAACUCCUGGGAUAAAUACAGCGCGAAAAGCCUGGAAGGGACCCUGUCGGCCAAACUUGGUCCUUAUCAGAACAUGCUGCAAGAAUUAUCCCUCAAAACCGACGAUAUUUACACGUUACCCAGAAAAUUAGCCAAAGACAGCGUCAGACUGAAGUACCACAGUCAAAAGUGUCUGUCGCGGAUCAACGCCAAGUCCGUCUCGGACAUCGAGGAAGAAAUUCGGAAAUUCCAGAUGAACCCGAAGGAAGUCCCGAAGCCGAAACCACGAACGAAAGUUCCCAAAAAGAGCAACGAGGACAAGUCGACGCAACGAAAAUCGGUGAGAUUCGACGAGGUCGACACGGAAAUACCGAGCGUAUUCGAGGAAGAAGAAGAAAACGUCGUCGGUGGCGCGACGACCAAGGUCAGAGUCAUAGCGAACCCCUUGGACCGGCUGUACGAAGAAGAACUGUCGACUCUGUGCUCCAAGGAGCUGAAAGACAGCGGCGUAGAAUCGGACGAGGUGUGUCACGACAGGAUCAGCUCCUGGGUGGACGAGCAGAACCAGUACCUGGAGAAGAACGAGAAAAGGUCCAAGGGGGUGAGAUCCGGCACGGAACUGUACAGGAACGACAGCGGCUUCUACGAGACGAAGAAGGUGCGGCAGAGGAUACCGCCGAGGAUCUACGCGUCCACGUCGUCCGGUAGCGAUUUUUCCUCGCCGAAAUCGUCGUCGAGCAGCGACAGGCUGGACGAGGCACAGAUCUCGACGAUCCGCAAGGGCGUAGACGAGCCGGUCAGGAAGACCGCGAAGGCGACCAGCGGCGGCGCGAAAAACGAGGCGGCCAGUGACUUUCUGAUACCCAGACCGAAACUCAUAGUGCCCGUGCAUAGUUACGGUGUGAGAAGAAGAAGAACUGGCAAUCUUAUCAGUGAUAACGCGAUCUCCGAGUGCGAAUACGACGGUGGAGUGGAGAAGAACGACAAGGGGAGUAAAGAGGGAACCGUCGAGGUGUCCAGGGACAACAAGUACCUAAGCACCAUACGAGGCGGCAAAGUUCUCGGGGAGCUGGCCAUCUUGUACAACUGUCAAAGAACUGCCACCAUCAAAGCCGCCAGCGACUGCAAGCUAUGGGCCAUAGAGCGACAAUGUUUCCAGACGAUCAUGAUGAGGACGGGCCUCAUCAGACAGGCGGAAUACACGGACUUCUUGAAGAGCGUGCCGAUCUUCAAGAACCUGCCGGAGGACACGCUGAUCAAGAUCUCGGAUGUGCUGGAGGAGACCUUCUACGCCCAAGGGGAUUACAUCGUGAGACAAGGGGCCCGCGGUGACACCUUCUUCAUCAUCAGCAAGGGAAAGGUGAAGGUCACCAUGAAGACUGGAAACGACGCUGAGGAAAAGUACAUCAGGACCUUGGAAAAGGGCGAUUUCUUCGGCGAAAAAGCCUUGCAAGGGGACGAUUUGCGAACUGCCAACAUUAUAGCAUGCUCUGAAGGUGGAUGCUCAUGUUUGGUCAUCGACAAGGAAACCUUCAACCAGCUCAUUUCUGACUUGGACGAGAUCAAGACCAAAUACAAGGAUGAAGAAGGACUAGAAAGGCUCAGGAUCAACGAGGAGUUCGCCAACAUCCAGCUGAGCGACCUGAGGGUGCUGACAACGCUGGGGGUAGGAGGGUUCGGACGCGUCGAACUGGUGCAAAUAAUAUCCGAUCCUGGAAGAUCGUUUGCCUUGAAGCAGAUGAAAAAGGCGCAGAUCGUUGAAACCAGACAGCAACAGCACAUCAUGUCCGAGAAGGAAAUAAUGGGAGAGGCAAACUGCCAGUUUAUCGUCAAGCUGUUCAAGACGUUCAAAGAUCGCAAGUACCUGUACAUGCUGAUGGAGAGCUGUCUAGGGGGCGAGUUAUGGACGGUACUGAGGGAUAAGGGACACUUUGACGACGCCACCACGAGAUUCUACACGGCCUGCGUGGUCGAGGCCUUCGACUACCUGCACUCCAGAAACAUCAUCUAUAGGGAUUUGAAACCGGAGAAUUUGCUGCUCGACAACCAGGGUUACAUUAAACUGGUGGAUUUCGGUUUCGCCAAACGGCUCCAGACGGGCAGGAAGACCUGGACCUUCUGCGGUACUCCUGAGUACGUGGCACCUGAGGUCAUCCUCAACAAAGGACAUGACAUCAGCGCAGACUACUGGUCACUAGGUGUACUAAUGUUCGAACUUCUCACCGGCACACCACCUUUUACGGGGUCGGAUCCGAUGAAGACGUACAAUAUCAUCCUGAAAGGUAUAGAUGCCAUCGAGUUCCCCAGGAAUAUCACCAGAAACGCAAUGGCUUUGAUAAAGAAGCUCUGCAGGGACAAUCCAGCCGAGCGACUUGGCUAUCAGAAAGGAGGAAUCAGCGAGAUUCAAAAGCACAAAUGGUUCGACGGUUUUAACUGGGAAGGCCUGACGGAGAGAACACUGACGCCACCAAUCCUGCCAAAUGUCAAUUCGGUAGUUGACACAUCGAACUUCGACGAGUAUCCGCAAGACGUCGACGCCCCACCGCCUGACGACGUGAGCGGUUGGGACGCCGAUUUCUAAAACGGACAACGUUCAAAUUCUUGAUAUUAAAGGAGGCUGUGCCAGGUAGCCUUUACAGGAAUAUCGAUGACGGUCUAGGCUAGGGAGACCCUCUCGCAUUGUUUCCUGUUGGAUUUUCAAACAUUUUCUACUCGUAUUGUAAUAAGUGAUCAUUUAAUUGUUUGUAUAUGAAUUUUAAAGUUGCAAUUUUUUCUUUUAUUUUUUUAUUGCAUAUAGUCUUUGGUGCCAUUAAUGUUUCAAACUUUUGAAUAGUUAAAUUUUAUAAUUUUUAUGUCUCUAUGUUUUUAAACGAAUGUAUAUAUAUUGUAAUGAUUAUUAUUUAAAAAAAAAGUUACCUAAGUGGAAAACUAAUGGCAAUAUACUUUAUUAGGAAUUCUGUGAAUACUUUAUGUUGUACAUUGAAUAUUUUAAGUGAUGAAUAAAGUUUACUGCAGA